This is a messenger RNA of Trematosphaeria pertusa, 1309 nucleotides long. RefSeq lists its product as uncharacterized. NCBI's taxonomy places the organism in Eukaryota, Fungi, Ascomycota, Dothideomycetes, Pleosporales, Trematosphaeriaceae. The transcript has 2 exons. The record is from RefSeq and is a predicted model, not a curated record. Gene Ontology annotation, molecular function: tRNA 2'-phosphotransferase activity. Gene Ontology annotation, biological process: tRNA splicing, via endonucleolytic cleavage and ligation. Bases 157 to 1137 code for a protein of 326 amino acids.
GCCGACCAACCACACCAUCCAUCCGUCCCUGACUCACUUCGACUUCGCUGACUCACCUCCGCCACAUCCGCUUCUCAAAUACACAUUCAGCUGAGAUUCUAUAGGCAAACUAGCAAAAUUGCGAGAAAAGAGUUAUUCACACGGGCGGUCCUGACGAUGGCACGAGGCGGAAGAGGUGGACGCAACCCAAGGGAUUUGCCCAGAGAACAGCAGGUUUCGAGGAAGGUCAGCUGGCUUUUGAGGCAUGGGGCGGGACAGGAGGGGUUGACGUUGGGGAAGGGCGGGUAUGUGAGUGUUGCGGAUGCUCUGAACACUCGCGCUCUCCGAUCCCUCAAGGUCACAUUCCCGGAGUUAAAAGAAGUGGUCGCUACAAACGACAAGCAACGUUUCUCCAUGAUCCCGGCCUCGACUCUUUCCGAGACACCCGAUAUCGUAUCACCACCGCUGGAGAAACUAGAAUCCGAUGCCCUCGCUUCAAUCCCGGAAUCCGACGACCCCGCUGACUAUCUCAUCCGGGCCAACCAGGGCCACUCUAUCAAGGUCGACGCUGAGGGUCUACUAACCCCGAUCACCGAGGAAGCGGGCAAUGUGCCGGAAGUCGUGGUGCAUGGCACAGAUGAGCCAGCAUGGAAGCUGAUUCUGAAGAGUGGCGGGUUGAGGAAGAUGGGGCGGAAUCAUAUUCAUUUCGCCGCUGGACUGCCCAAAGGGUUCAAGAUCCAAGACUCUACAGCGUCGGCGGAGGAGAAAGAAGCACAGCCGGUGAUCUCUGGGAUGCGGAAAUCUUCCACUAUUCUCGUCUACAUUGACAUCAAGAAGGCUAUGGAAGCGGGGAUCAAGUUCUUCGUCAGUGAGAAUGGGGUUAUUCUCACCGAGGGGAAUGAGAAGGGGUCCUUGCCGUAUGAGUUCUUCGAGAGAGUUGAGUCUAGGAGGAAGGAUGGGGGUGUGUUGAUGGAGGGGGGAAUGCUCCCGGAGGGGGUGGUAGUAGACGUGGAAGAGUGGCAGAGGGAGGUUGGGGAUGUUGGUGGGAGAGGCAAGAGAGGCGGUAAAGGGGGUAGAGGUGGAAGGGGCGGUGGAAGAGGAGGUGGAGGGAAGGCACGAGUGAUUGAUGAUUCGGGGGACUUGUUGGCGGGUGUUUGAGAGGUGUGGAGUGGGCGCGAAGAGCUUCAGCAUCAGAACGGCCUCAUGAAGACCACGAAAUGAGAAGGCGAGCGCGUGCAUAGACGAUAAGAGCAAAGCCCCAGCGGCUUUCGCAGAAGGCUGCUGGAAGACCAGCAGAUUUUAAGUGGACAUGCAUCGAGCGUUGCAGUGC